Molecule: messenger RNA, 1869 nt
Organism: Salvia miltiorrhiza (redroot sage)
Lineage: Eukaryota; Viridiplantae; Streptophyta; Magnoliopsida; Lamiales; Lamiaceae
Product: WAT1-related protein At1g43650-like
Exons: 7
Coding region: 546-1610 (354 amino acids)
Cellular component (GO): plasma membrane
Molecular function (GO): transmembrane transporter activity
Source: RefSeq, a predicted model, not a curated record
CUGAGUUUUCUUUCUUGAUGUUGAGAUUCGUGAUUUUUAUGCGCCGUUAUGGACUGUUUAGAGCGUGGUAGACAAGCAGAUGCUGGUGGACUCAUUGAUUGGAAGAGGUGAUUAUAAUUGUUGUCUUUUUCCCAGUAAAGAAUAUUUUGAGGCCAGCGGCUGCCCAUCUCCUGUAACAGCUUGCUUUAAUUGAAUAGUGACAAAAGCAUUUCAGUCAUGUGUGAUGUGAUGGGACGAUGGAAUCUUUGUUGUCUAUAUAAUGACAAAAUCACUUGUUGUUGGAUUGCUCAUCCUCAUCUUCCCUCUAGCCUUAGUAAACUCUACGCAACUCACACACCCCGACUGUCUGCUUUGCUUUGCUUAGAAAUCAAUCGCAUGUUUCUACUGACGCAGGAGUCUUCUUUCUGUACGAGGAUUCUCUGAUUGAAAGCUGUAGAUGCUGUUGGGGUAUUCUAUUUUUAAUGUCAUGUGACCGACAGGCUCGCAGGUUUUUGUCUUGACAGACAAAAAAGACUGGGUUGCUGCAGCAACAGAAGCUAUACAGCAUGGCUGGCUUGCGAAGUCUGCUGGCGUCUCUGGAGACGAAGAAGCCAUACCUGGCCAUGAUACUCAUACAGUUCAUCUCUGCUGGCAUGUCUUUGCUGUCUAAGGCCGCCAUCACUACGGGGAUGGACCCUUACGUCUUUGUAGUCUAUCGCCAAGCAUUUGCUACGUUUGCAUUGGCCCCUUUCGCAUUCUUCCUUGAGAGAGGCAACAAGUCUCCUCCACUGCCAUUCACCUUGUUCUGCAAGAUAGUCUUGGUUUCGACAGGGAUCGCAGUGAGCUUGAAUCUCUUCCACUUUGCCCUCAGCUAUGUCUCUGCAACGUUUGCUAGUGCGUUAGUCAAUAUGUGCCCGGCCAUGACGUUCAUCUUAGCUCUCUGCUUCCGAAUGGAAAGGCUGUCAAUAAAACAAGGGCAUGGAAUGGCUAAAGUGGUUGGUUCUGCAUUAGGCUUUGCAGGAGCUAUGGUGUGCACUUUCGUCCAAGGGCCCGCGAUCUACUCAGAGAGCCGGAAAGACUUCCUGCGCGCCUACAAGCAAAGCUACUCGAGAGGCGACUGGAUGAAGGGGUCCCUCAUCAUGCUAGGAGCCAACGGGGCGUGGUGCAUGUGGUUCAUCAUGCAGGGCCCAUUGAUCAAGCAGUAUCCUGCCAAACUACGUCUCACAGCUCUGCAAUGUCUCUCUAGCUGUGCAUUGUCGGCAAUCUGGGCUGCAGCAAAGCAAAGAGAGAGAGAAUCUUGGAGGCUUGGAUGGAACAUCAACCUUGUUUCAGUCUUUUAUUGUGGGGCGAUUUCGACUGCAAUCUGUUACUGGCUAAUUGUUUGGGUGGUGGAGAAGAAAGGGCCGGUGUUUGGCGCAGCGUUCUCGCCGUUAGCACUGAUCAUCACGGCGGUUUUCUCAGCCAUAUUGUUGCAGGAGACGCUUCACUGGGGAAGGUUUCUCCUCCAACACACCAUACCUUACUUUUUUAAGUUGAUGGAUCAUUUGAGUAUGUUUUGCUUGUAUUUGCAGUGUUGGUGGAGCUGUUUUGCUGGUGAUUGGGCUUUAUGGCAUUCUCUGGGGGAAGUCUAAAGAAACCAAAAUAGCAGUAACCAAUCAACAAAGCGUACCAAAGGAAACUACUCCAUGACACACAAACAACCAAAUUCCAACUACAUACUAUUUUCAUUUGUAAUAAUUUAUGCAAAUUCCAAACAGGUAUUGUUGCCUUUUUUUAAUCAACAAUACCCCCUUUCGGUAAUGUAACUAGCAUUACUAUUAGAGCAUCUCCAAUAAUUAACUCUUUUAUAGACUAAUCAUAUAUUCAUUCCAAUCAUCAACUUUAUAUUUA